AUGUCGCCUGCGUAUGAUGUGUGCCUGGCGCUUGUGAUUUUCUUCAUCACGCCUUUGCAGGCCUUGCGGAUCGGUGCGUCGAAGGAAUGCGAAUCGUUUGCGUGCGACGUGCAGGAUGGACAUUUGCACCUAAGACAAAGUUGCGACAACCAGUUCGUGAAACACACGCCCAAAAGUUUUCAAGGGUUCUUGGAUUUUGGUUGGCAGGGCCUGAUGGCGUUCCCAGAGCAAAACUUCGCGUUCUGCACGAUACCCAAGAAUGCAUGCAGGAGCUGGUUGCGCGUACUUGAGAAGGUGUACCUCAAUGACCCAGGUUAUACACCGUCUGAUACUUUUAUCCGACUGAAAGAACACGUUCAAAGUGCAUCAGCACGAGCAGACGUGUUCAGCAAUCCCUCGGCCACUAGAGCUGUAUUUGUAAGAGACCCCAUCGCCCGUUUGGCAUCGGUUUUUUUUGACAAAUGCGCUUCCCACAAAGGGCCUUGCCCCAUAGAUCAUAAUGUGUGGGUCAGCAUUCGCAAGAUCGUGUCGUGGGCGCUGAAUGCAGACUUAGGCCCCAGUCAUUUAAACGAACAUUGGGUGAUGCAGUCUCACUUUUGCGAACUCAAGGAGCGCAUACAUGAGUAUACAUUCAUUGGCUACAUGACAAAAGAAUCCUUAACGAGGGAUGCUGCAUGCCUGUUGGAGGAAGCAGGCCUGGCAAAGUUCAAUGCAGAAUUCGUCGGCGAUGAAACACCCACUGAAAAAAACACCUGGACCAACGAGGAACGACUCCUCAUGAAGUUGUUCACGAAAGACGCCGCCAAGGAAUUGGUUCAGAAAUUCGCCGACGACUACAGCACGUUUGGUCUUCCUGAGCCUGCCUGGGUGGAGAGCGCCACGGGCGAAUGGUACGACAAGAUCCCCUCUAAUUCUUCCGCACAGCACCGCGAUAACCAAGCGGUGGAUGAAGAUGAAGAUGAUAUCCAGUUUUUACCACAUGCACGUGCUCUGACCCACACUGAGUAA
Messenger RNA from Prorocentrum cordatum, 1008 nucleotides. The record is from the annotation of a GenBank genome assembly. NCBI's taxonomy places the organism in Eukaryota, Dinophyceae, Prorocentrales, Prorocentraceae.